ACGAGUUGUGAUUUUGUGAAAGACAAAGCCAAUAAGCUUCCAUCAGCCAAGCAACGUUCCUUCUAUAUCAAUAAGAUUUAAGUUAUUGUACAACCCUGAAAUCCUUCAGAACAAAAUGAGACAUGUAAUACUAUCAGUUUUUGCCGUCUGCCUGAUACCCUGUAUAUAUGCAGAAUUACUACAAACAGACAUUUCACCAAGAAAGCAAAAGAGACUGCGAAAUAAAGCAAGGCGUAAACUCAACAGAGAUCCGCUCUUAUCCCUGGCAUUGCCAGUUUCGGAAUUUGCCCCCGUCCACACAGAUCUUUUAAAUCCUGGGUUUGUUGACCCACUUUUGGGUCAAGGUCCACUUGAUACGUUGUUACAUGACCACCAAGGAAAUUUACCAGCUGGAAUUGGAUCUCGUAACCCCAUCCACGGAGAUAUUUUAAAUCCUGGUUUUGUUGACCCACUUUUUGGUCAGGGUUCACUCGAUACGUUGUUACAUGACCACCAAGGAAUUUUACCAGCUGGAAUUGGAUCUCGUAACCCCAUCCACGGAGACAUUUUAAAUCCUGGUUUGGUUGACCCACUUUUUGGUCAGGGUCCACUCGAUACGUUGUUACAUGACCACCAAGGAAUUUUACCAGCUGGAAUUGGAUCUCGUGCCCAAAUCCACGGAGAUCUUUUAAAUUCUGGAUUGGUUGACCCACUUUUUGGUCAGGGUCCACUCGAUACGUUGUUACAUGACCACCAAGGAAUUUUACCAGCUGGAAUUGGAUCUCGACGUCCUCUUUUGGACCCAGCUACAAGGGGUCUAAUCAAUCGCAAUAAAGCUAUUGGAACAAAGGAAGCAUUGCGACAAAACAGACAAAUAAAAAAGGGACUGCGCAAAGCCCGAAGACAAUCAAGAAAGGAAAAAAAGGCAAGGAAGCAGAUAAGGAAGCAACAAAAACGUAUGAGACAAGGAAUUGCCGUUGGCGGGCCACUUGAUAUACUUAGUGUACAAGCCCCAAUUUUACCCCUUCAUCAAGCUCACCCAAUUGCUGAGAACAUUUUAAUCAACAACGCAUUAAAUACCAAUAAAAAUAUCGCCAAGCAGAAGAGAAAGGCAAUGAAAAAGGCUAAAAAACAGCGUAAGCGUCUCCAAAAAGCUGCUAAACAAGCCGCAAUAAUCGGUGGAGCACUGGAUGUUAUUCCUGUACCAGAACCCAUUUUACCUUUUCAACCUGAUCAUCAUCUUGCAGAGAAAAUUUUGAUCAACGAUGCUUUGAAUAAUAAGCAAAAUAUUGUAGAUACAAUCCUAGUCAACAAUGCUUUGAACAAAGAACAUAUAUUAGCAACAGCAGGUUUGCAUGACUCUCACCUUCACGGUGGAGACACAUUAUUGCAGAUAACAGACGCUAAUCAUCCACCGCCUCAUCAUCCUCCCGUACAGCAGAAACAGAACAAGCUGCACUCUCUAGUGAAAGGUGUUUUAUUGGGAGGGAUUGGGGCCAUGCUGUUGGGAAAGUAGAAUCAGCUGAGUAUUUAAUGUUUUUUUUUAAAUCUCACCAUGUGUCAAAAUUGGAAGGAUUAUUUAAAAUGAUUUGCUUUCAGAUUAAGAUGUUUAUUUUGAAAUGUGUAUUCACAUAUUGGUGAUGUCAUGUAAUUGAAUAUCUCUGAAUCGAAAUGAUAAAAUUAUCAUACAUGUAUGCGUAUAUAUACUGUAUAUGUAUUGUCUGCUUAAGAUGAUUAUCUCCCUUAGUUAUUUUGCUCUAGUUCAUUGGUCCUAAAAUAAUUUUUGAUUCCAUCGGAGAAUAUCUUCAGUCAACUCGUUUACUCACAGAUAAAACGUAAAAAUCAUGGAAAGAGUUAUUAAGACACGUAUUAGCUACAUUUUAAUUAGUAUAUAUCAUUUAUUAUGUAUUUCUAAUUUGCAACUAUUGUAUCUUUUCGAUCAGCGUGUGUUAUAAUUUAUUAUGCUUGUUUAUCCAUGUACUGUUCCUCAGCCCUGUGUAUACUAUUGUUUAUUUAUUGGUUUGUGCAACGUUGUAAACUGAAUAUAUGUUUGGAUUUUGACACAGUUCAAUUCUUUUUUACAUACUGUAUCAUUUACCAAAUUUUAAAAAGUUCAAUCACCCAUAUGUGUGUGUAUUGCGUUCAUCUCUCAAAACCUGAACAAAUAUGCAAUAAUGCAUACUCCAAAAUCCCGAAAUCAGGUAUAACAUUAAAAAAGACUAUCUGCCCCUAUUUUUUGUCAUAUGUAACACUGGAAAUUGAUUAUUUCAGUGAAUAACAUUUCCUUUGAUAAAUUAACAAUUUUCCAGUACAUACAACUGUACGAAGUAUUAUGUUCAUUAUGACAUUAUUUAAGUACCAAUUACGCAGAAAGUUCAAUAAAGGUGACUUUAAAGAACUGAUACCUGCACGCGCAAGCAACAAAUACGCAUACUUUAAUCAUAGAAAUUGUGAAUGGAGGAUAAUAUUUAUUUUCUUAUAUAAAUACAUAUUUGUGUAUGUCUGUGUUUGUGUGUAUAUGCGUGUGUUUGUAUGGAUAUGUUAAGUUUAUUGUAUUAUUCUUAUUAAAGAAAAUAAACUGAGACAAUACUCAU
Messenger RNA from Mizuhopecten yessoensis (Yesso scallop), 2573 nucleotides. RefSeq lists its product as uncharacterized. The transcript has 3 exons. The record is from RefSeq and is a predicted model, not a curated record. NCBI's taxonomy places the organism in Eukaryota, Metazoa, Mollusca, Bivalvia, Pectinida, Pectinidae. The coding region runs from base 116 to 1495 and encodes 459 amino acids.